Candoia aspera is the source of this 3453-nucleotide messenger RNA. It is a transcript of the gene PIK3R3, whose product is annotated as phosphoinositide-3-kinase regulatory subunit 3. Gene Ontology annotation, cellular component: phosphatidylinositol 3-kinase complex. The record is from RefSeq and is a predicted model, not a curated record. Gene Ontology annotation, biological process: insulin receptor signaling pathway; phosphatidylinositol phosphate biosynthetic process. The coding region runs from base 728 to 2116 and encodes 462 amino acids. Lineage: Eukaryota; Metazoa; Chordata; Lepidosauria; Squamata; Candoiidae. Gene Ontology annotation, molecular function: 1-phosphatidylinositol-3-kinase regulator activity. The transcript is spliced from 10 exons.
GGUUAGCGACGGUUGGGGCCCUCGGUGCUUCUUUAAAAUGAAACUGGCCGGGGUUGGGAAUAGCUGAGCAUCGAAGCGCGCGUGGGGGCUGAGGCUGGGCUUGCGUGGAGCGGGAAGGCGGUCGGGACCCGCUGCUUGCGGCAGUGGGCGCCGCCGAGCGCAGGGCUCUAAGGGGGACGGCAACGCCGCUGAACCGGCGGCGGCGGCGAGCUUUGCCCUGAGGGGGUACAGAAGCGAGGCGUGUCCCCGCCGUGGCUGCGCGCUGGCCAUAGGGAGCAGCGGGAGGGUUUUGUUAUUCUUAUUAAUCAGCAAAGACUUGUCUUAAAACUUUCCUUUUUAAGAGCUACCCUCCACAUCCUCCAGCUGCCUCAAUGCAGCUUCAUUUUCCCAAAUUUUCUCUCAUCUUAAAAGAAUUCUUUUUUGUCUACCCCAUCUUCUAAUUUGGAUUUGCGAAAGAAGCUGAAAUAAGUGGCUCCAUUCCCCCGAAGCAAAGGGGAAAUUUAAAGCGGGGGGGAUUUCUUUCUCUUCCUGAGAGGGGAGUGGUUUUCCUGAAGAGGAAGCCAUCGAGCUAUUCUUAAGAAAGUUUCUUCUCUACCCCCUCCCUUUUUUUGUACGUGCUUUGGAAGGCUAGGCUUUAUUUCGUGCUGUGCCAGACUUUUAUCUUUUAAAAAGUAAAGACCUGGCAAGAGAGCUCCCAGCGAUCGUCGCCCACCUGCCGUUUGUCACAAUGUACAAUACAGUGUGGGAUAUGGAUCGCGAUGAUACGGACUGGAGGGAGGUGAUGAUGCCGUAUUCCACGGAGUUGAUAUUCUAUAUCGAAAUGGACCCUCCAGCUCUUCCUCCAAAGCCUUCCAAACCAAUAACUUCUGUAAAUACAAAUGAAAUAAAAGAGAAUUGCAGUUCUCCAUUGCAGGAUGCAGAAUGGUACUGGGGGGACAUCUCAAGAGAAGAGGUAAAUGAUAAACUCCGAGACAUGCCAGAUGGAACAUUCUUGGUUCGAGAUGCAUCAACAAAGAAACAGGGAGACUAUACACUCACACUGCGGAAGGGGGGCAACAAUAAAUUAAUAAAAAUUUAUCAUCUGGAUGGGAAAUAUGGCUUUUCUGAUCCGCUGACGUUUAAUUCUGUUGUGGAAUUGAUUAACCACUAUCAUCAUGAAUCUCUUGCCCAGUAUAAUCCUAAACUUGAUGUGAAGCUGAUGUAUCCUGUAUCUAAAUAUCAGCAGGAUCAGUUGGUAAAAGAAGAUAAUAUUGAAGCUGUGGGCAAAAAGCUUCAGGAAUACCACACUCAGUAUCAAGAGAAAAGUAAAGAAUAUGAUACAUUAUAUGAAGAAUAUACUAGAACAUCACAGGAAAUUCAGAUGAAGAGAACAGCAAUAGAAGCUUUUAAUGAAACAAUUAAAAUAUUUGAAGAGCAGUGUCACACCCAAGAACGAUACAGCAAAGAAUACAUUGAACGGUUUCGAAGAGAAGGGAAUGAGAAAGAAAUUGAAAGAAUUAUGAUGAAUUAUGAAAAAUUAAAAUCACGUCUGGGUGAGAUUCAUGAUAGUAAGAUGCGACUGGAACAAGAUUUGAAGAAGCAAGCCCUGGACAACCGAGAAAUUGACAAGAAAAUGAACAGUAUCAAACCUGACCUUAUCCAGUUACGCAAAAUCAGAGAUCAGUACCUUGUCUGGCUUAAUCAUAAAGGAGUGAGGCAGAAACGAAUUAAUGACUGGCUGGGAAUCAAAAAUGAAACUAUUGAAGAUACAUACUUUAUGAAUGAGGACGAUGAAAACCUGCCACAUUAUGAUGAAAAGACUUGGUUUGUGGGAGAUAUCAAUCGCAUCCAGGCAGAAGAUUUGCUUUGUGGGAAACCUGAUGGAGCAUUUUUAAUUCGAGAAAGUAGCAAGAAAGGCUGUUACGCUUGUUCUGUGGUAGCUGAUGGUGAAGUUAAACACUGUGUGAUCUACAGCACUCCAAGAGGUUAUGGGUUUGCAGAGCCAUAUAACCUAUAUAGCACCCUUAAAGAAUUAGUCCUUCAUUACCAGCAUACCUCCCUCGUCCAACACAACGACUCUCUCAACGUCCAUCUUGCUUAUCCUGUCUACGCACAGAUGCCCUCCCUUUGUAGAUAAAUUUUAGGAAGAUGAAGUAUAGGUGAAGUGUGGGUUAUCUCGAAUUUUUUUUCUACAAUUUUUAUUAGAACCCAGAGGGCAUUCUUUCUCCUUAGACUGCUUGUUUUGCACAAGAAGUGAUAUGAUGAAUGUGAAUGGGAAGCUUAGCAGCAACGGCUUCGGGAUAGGUACCAUGGUGCUACCUGAAGAUCAGCUGUGUUCAUAAGGAGACUGCCUCUUGAUUUCCCAAAAGGAACAAGAAAACUCUCAACUGUAUUUAAAAAUCCAUUGAAGCAAAACUGUAGAAACAUUUUUUGCCAGGUACCAUCAAUGGAAUUUCUACAUGGAUUUUGCUUUUCUGAGGUAUUGGUAAUGUCUUUCAGUCUUAAGCUCCAGGAAAAUAGGAGGGAGGCUCACCUAAAGAAGCUUUUCUCUGUUAAUUUUAGCAGCUUUGCUGCAAGUAAGACAAACUUACAAAUGAGGGCUCUUCUUGAUGUAGCAUGGUAUUUGGUGAGAGAAGACCAAAGGAAUUUUGGGGGAAGUUUCAGGUUCAUUCUUAAAAGAAUAUCCUCAAAGAAAUGUUGCUUUAUAUUUUACCAACAAUAACAAAGUUUCAGUUUCAACAGCACUACAGGUCUUCAAAUAAAAGAAAGCGAACUUUAUCCACCAGAACUUCUCUCAUUGCUGGACUGAGCACUUAUGGGGAUAAUUGCAUUUGCAAUCGCACACUUGCCAAAACUUGAAGAGAAAAUUAUGAAAGCUAAACCUUUCUCAUGUCAUUUUUAUAACUGACCUGAUGUAACUGCACCACUUUUCCCCAUUAGUUUUUAACAUUUUUCUUUUCUUAUAACAAUUUCAGAUUUUCUUUUUAAAAGAUACUAAGCUUUGGAAUGUAUACCAGAAUGAAGCGGGCUCUUGGCAUGUUUUGUAAAAUGCUAAAUAAUUUUUUGCUCUGGUUUGAAAACAUUGUUUGAUUUUGUUUUUAUUAAAAAAAAAUCCUUGAAAAGUGCAAUGGAUUGCUUCUCAGUGGCUUGCUAAACCAAAAAAAACAAAAACCCUAUGAGUGCAGUCUAUAUAUUGUUGAAACUGGCUACAAUAAUUUUACUUGUAAUAUAUUUGGAUUGCACCCUAAAUCAUUAAUUCCAUUGCACAGAUUGUAUACUUAUCCUUAUAAUUCAUUGUUGUUUUACCAUCAAUAAUAUUUGGGUAGCUGAAUUUUGUCAGACUACUCAAGCUAUAAAAGUAGUAGAAAUUAUCAGAAUAUAAGCAGCUCUGCUUGGUUUUCUGCUGUCGUCAGAUCCAUCUAGAUUGUGUGCAACAUCAAAUAAUAGCAAAUAAUGAGAACUGGAUCCACUAGA